AUGAGCGUCUCACGGCCUGCAAGAUGUCUUUUCUCUCACCCUCCCAUCCCGACAGUGCGGCCACGCGUGCGCUGUCGGAAUUUCCACACCUCUCCCAACCUAUGCGAAAGACGAAGACCCAGGUUCCCCAAUAUCAAGGCUGCUGACAUGGGCCUCGUCGACAAGCCUAUGCCACCGCCUCAAGAACUGUUCAGAGCAUACUCGGAGGAAGAGAAAGCACUCCUGGCGAAGAAAUAUACACCCGAGCAGAUUCGAGCGAUUGAAGCCGGAGAGGCGGCCAUUCGUCCAGAGGACCUCGAUCGUCAAGGUGUCGUUCGGACUGAUGCUGGAACAUUACCAUAUCUCGAUGAUUUCAGACACUACCGAAAUGUGGUCGACAAGAGACCCCAAGAUGAAACGCCCGAAGAUCCCAAUACCAGGUUCAUGACCGAGGAGGAAUUAGGGCGGUCAUUCAGUGAUUAUUUCCACAAACUCGAUAAGGAGAAUCCACCACCGGUGAGGAAGCCUCCACAAGCUGGAGACCAACAGUUUAACCCCACUCGACUCAAUCUUUUGCGGGCAGACUACGAAGCACCAUCAUACAUGGGCACGAAUGGUCCUUUACCAGCCGGGCAAAGCCUGCUUGCGCCUGCUCUCCCGAAGGACUUCUCUUUAGAUGACACCCCAGCAGUCAAAAAGGAGGCGGCACAAGAAGAAGACGAUGAAAACGCGCGAGACCAGCUUGGGGUCUAUAAACAGCUGCGCAAACAGACAGGAUUGACCAUGGAUGAUAUCAUGAAACUUCGAGUAAAAACAUUGGUGAUAAACUAUGUCACCAACCAAACUCGACUGGGCAAGAUUCAGAGUGUGCUCGUCCUUGCAAUUGCUGGGAACGGGAAUGGCAGACUGGGCGUUGGCCAGGCCAAGGGGCAAGAAAUGGAAAACACUCUCAAUCUUGCUAGAAUUGCAGCUAUUCGCAACAUGCAGCCAGUUCCUCGAUAUGAGGACCGGACGGUCUAUGGGGAGGUGGAAGGAAAGGUGUCUGCUGUAAAAGUGCAACUUAUGGCAAGACCACCAGGAUUUGGCCUUCGCUGCCAACACAUCAUCUUCGAAAUGGCUCGAGCAGCUGGCAUCCACGACCUCGCCGCACGAGUACCACGAUCCCGCAACAAAAUGAACACCGUUAAAGCCGCAUACCAAGCAUUGAUGAAGCAAAGGAUACCAGACGAGGUUGCACGAGGACUGGGGAAGAAGCUUGUGGAUGUGCGGAAAGUGUAUUAUGGAGGUCGUGUAUAG
Amorphotheca resinae ATCC 22711 is the source of this 1275-nucleotide messenger RNA. RefSeq lists its product as hypothetical. The transcript has 3 exons. Bases 1 to 1275 code for a protein of 424 amino acids. Lineage: Eukaryota; Fungi; Ascomycota; Leotiomycetes; Helotiales; Amorphothecaceae. Gene Ontology annotation, biological process: translation. Gene Ontology annotation, molecular function: RNA binding; structural constituent of ribosome. The record is from RefSeq and is a predicted model, not a curated record. Gene Ontology annotation, cellular component: ribosome.